AGGCUUUUGGUGUUAUGAAUCCCCGCUGAGGAUCAAUCCCAAUUCCUUGGUGGCCUGGACAGGAUCCUGUGUCUUAAUCCCGUGUCAAAUUGAGGAAAGAAUAAAUUCUAAGAAAAUUGUUGCCACUUCUGUGGUUUGGUAUUUUCAGCCUAUUUUGAAUAUGACUUUAUUUGACUAUGUUGGCAGCGUCUUAUACAAUAAUUCCAGAAUCCCAAACGAGGAUGCAAACCUACCAACUAUUGGUUUUGAGGGGCGAGUGAGGUUUGUUGGGGAUUUAACCAAAGGAAAUUGCAGCUUGAUGAUUACUCAGCUCCAGAAAAAAGACAAUGGCACAUAUGUGAUAAAAGUCACUGCAUCUGUGGAAAAUCAAAGUAAUCCACAGAUACUUCAUACUUCAGCUACACUGAAAGUUUCUGAUUUGUUUCCAAGUCCCAAAUUGGAAAUCUUGAAAUGCCAAGAAAGGUGGGCCCUGCAAGUGGUUUGUUCUGUGCCUUCCCAUUGCCCAGAAGAUCCAAUAACAAUGAAUUUCAAAGGCCUAGAGAAGCAUUACCUGACUUCAGAAACUAUGAUGAUGGAUGAUGGAGUACUGCGGAAGACAGUCACCAUUCAACCAACUGCGAAACCUCGGAAGAAAACAAUAACCUGCCAAUUGAGCAACAAGGACAUGUCACAGAAAUCAUCCAUCAUCCAGGAGCUAGACAUGAAAAAUUGUCCCAAUGAUGUCCAGGUUUUCAUUGUGAAUGAUCCACUCAUAAAAGAAGGAGAUAUUGUCACUUUGAACUGCUCUGUGGGUGGUAGUACCUCUAGUACCAUCUGGUUCAACUGGUGGAAGAUUGAUCUCCAUGUAGCUAAUUUUAAAUACAGCAGUUUAAAGCUGUUGACCUUCCCUGCACAUUUUGGACCAGUGACAUCAUACAAAUGUGAAGCAUGCAAUACUUAUGGCUGCACUUCAUCUCCGCUGCUCACUGUGGAUAUCUUCUUUGCUCCCAGGGAAGUCAACAUUCGGAAAAAUCCAGGAGGCCAGAUUGAUGAAGGCAUGAAUGUUGUGCUGCAUUGCGAAGUGGGUGAAGCAAACCCCACAAAUCUCUUUUAUACGUGGUAUAAAGAUGGGGAAAUGAUUUUAUUGGAUUCUCCCCAUGCAUACUUGAACCUUACAAACAUAGAUCCAGCACAAACUGGCAGCUACUGGUGUGAAGCCGGUAACAGUGUGGGCAAGGCACUUUCUCCAAAAAUCACACUUCAUGUUAUCUGUUUCCAUUGCGAUGAAAAUCCAAUAAGCAUAGUUCCUAAUUCUUUGUUUGCUUGGGAAAAAUCCUGCGUGGUGAUUCCAUGCCACAUCAAUCAAAUGCCCAGUUCUGGAACAGUCAACGCCACAGGCAUAGUGUGGUAUUUUAAGCCUUUUGGAAACAAUAUCUGGAGCGAGGGGAAAACUAUCCUGUUGUACAACAGUUCUCAAACCUCUGGAACCAUUACAACUGUAUCUGAUAAUGCUUUACCGAGCCGGACAUGGCUCAUUGGGAAUUUAACCAAUAGAGAUUGCAGCUUGCUGAUCAGUCCAGUGCGAACACUUGACAGUGGAACGUAUGAAGUAAAGGUGACUGUUUCAGUUGACAAGCACCCAUGGCAAUUCAAGCGGUUCCUUACUGCUACACUGAAUGUCACAGAGUUACCUCCAGAGCCCACCCUGGAAACUGUUCCUGUAAAGACCCAAGAGAAAAAGCUAACCCAAGUGAUAUGUUCAGUACCUUACCGCUGCCCUCAUAAGCUAGUAAACUUGACUCUCAAUGGUUUAGAAGAGGAGCACUUUCCACCGCAAAAAAGGACAGUUGGAAAUGGAGUGAUUCAGACUGCCCUGAGCUUUGAACCAACGUGGGAGGACAAUGGGAAAAUGCUGAGCUGUUUGUUCAAGUCAGGGGCAGAAGUGUUAUCUCAAAGCACUAUGAAGUUGGACGUGAGAUAUGCUCCCAAGGAUGUCCAGCUUGUUAUUUUAAAUGAUCUGCCCAUUAAGGAUGGAGAUACCAUCGCGAUGAGCUGCUUUUUUGGCAGUAGUAAGCCCAGCGAUAAUUGGUACAACUGGUUUAAGUCAGAUCCCUCUACGAUUGAAUAUAAAUAUAGUGGUCCAAAUUUAAUGACCUACCCUGCAACAUCUGGACCUUACAACACUUCUUAUGAAUGUGAAGUAUGCAACAGGAUUGGCUGCACUGCAUCUGCAGUAGUCACAGUGGAGGUCUUGUCUGCUCCCAAGGAGGUGAAAAUUCUGCAACAGCCAGAGGGGCGCGUCCAUGAAUUUGCCAAGGUUGAUCUGAAAUGUGAAGUGGAAACAGCAAAGCCCAUGGAUCUGACUUUCAAAUGGUAUAGAAAUGAAGAACUGCUGGAUUUUACAGCCCAUGUCCUGAGCAUCUUCAAAACAGAUCCCAACCAUUCGGGCAUUUAUCACUGUGAAGCCGAAAACAGGGUGGGGAGAUCACGGUCCCCGGCUUUUACACUGCAUGUAGUUUCUUCAAAGCAUUAACCUUUGAGGAACAGAAGAAUGGAAAAAGACUCUGACAUGGAGAAUGAAUGGGUCCCAUUGGAAGACCUGGAAGAAGUGAAAUGGAGAAGAGAGGAAAAGAAAGAGAAUUCAUGCUAUUUUCUUGUGAAUUUGGAUUUAUUUUACUUUACUUCAUUUUAACUGUUACUUGAACAUGUUUUUAAAGAAAGAAAACUAUAAUUUUUUUUUUAAAUAAAAAAGGACAUUCUUAGAA
Molecule: messenger RNA, 2744 nt
Organism: Pantherophis guttatus
Lineage: Eukaryota; Metazoa; Chordata; Lepidosauria; Squamata; Colubridae
Source: RefSeq, a predicted model, not a curated record